AUGUCCCUCUUGGACUACUGGGACACAUCGCGCCCUGCCGUGAAGCGCAGGAAGACUGCGAUUCAGGACUGCCCCGAUGCUGCAGCUCACAAGCAAGACCUCAAAGUCAAUAGCCGGGAUCUGGAAAAGCCAGAUAGUCCAUUGGAGGACGCCUGGGACGCGGUGUCUUCGGCACAGAUCGGCGAGAGUACAGUCGAAGACGAGAAGCCCUUCCUGAACAGUCAGACAGAGCUAGAGUCCUCGCUUCCGGCUAUUCAAACAGAUAGCAAAGCUAUUGAGGAAUAUGAGCUCUCUCGCGCAGCUGAACAAGAUGAUGAGCCCGAUCUGCGCCAGAGACUGCAGGAUGGUAAAUGGCGCAAGGGAAAGAGCUCGAUCUAUGUGGACGCGUUCAACCUUGCAUUGGAGACAGUGCUGGAGGAGGAAGCGCAUGUGUUUGAUGAGGCAGAAAUAGAGGUCUUCAGGCAAUGGAAGAACCUCUCAUAUGAAUCUCAAUAUCUAUAUGUACGGCUAUUUCUUCGUAAGACUUCAGCAUGGCAUCGCAUCAACCGGCUAGGCUAUUAUUCGGAUAUCAGUAAUAUAUCUCAGGCGGUGGUUGAUCUUCGGGCUCGCCGGCGCCUACCCACUCCCUUAACCUCUAUAAACGACAAUCCUGAGGAUGCGCAGUCCGCUGAAAUUGAAGGUCUUGCCCACUUCAGCUUUGCCGAGAGCACUGGUGAAAUAACGACUCUAGAAGAGGCAUCCUCCCUACUGCUCCUUGAAGAACUCAAAGUCCUCGCCAAGGAUGCAAAAGUCCAAGGCAAAAGUAAAAAAGAGCUCCUCGACGCCUUCCGUGCAUCCAGCCAGAAACAAGCGGGUCUCAAUUGGAACGAGAAGGAGGGGGACUCACCCCAGGCCGUGAAUAGAGAUGUCCAUUACAUUCAGAAAAUCAUUGAUUACACAGGCGACUGCAUCCGCCUUGCGCCAGGGCCUUAUGCCCUCUUCGAACGGGUUCAUCUGGUCUUUUACAGGUCCACAGAGUGGACCGAGAAAUCUCUCACCACCAUAAUCCUGGCAAAGAUCUCCCGCAGGAACUUUCCUGAGUAUGUCGUGUGUCGCUCCAACUCGAUCUUUCCGACCAGAGAUUUCCUCCUGGAGUUCGAAUCAGCCCUACGCACACAGUUUCGCAUAGACAAUCUUCUCGAGUUUGCCGGCACCCCUACACAAGAAAGACUGGAACAUGUGAAACGGCUUGCUGAGGAGGUGUAUCCCCGUUGGAAAGUCCUGCUCGAGCAGGAGCAGCGCAAGGAAGACACCAUCUACGAGGCCGGCGAGGGCGCCUAUUUACGUCGAUUCUCACCAGCCUGGGUCUAUACCAGAAUCAUUCACAAGAGUCUUCAACCCCUCGGACGCUUCAAGGAGCACAAAAAGGAACACGAGAUUCUGUGCGAGUUGCUCGCCCAGCGCUUAUUCCACGCUUCACGGCGCGGAGCAUGGUACCAGCGGAAAGCCCUGUUAGAAGAGCACUACAUGUGGGCCCUAACGCCGUUCGAAGGACGCGGUGAGGACCUCCAGAAGAAACAUUGGAAAAGAAUCGCCUUGCGGACGUGCGAAGAGGGACUCGAGGACCCGAACUGCCAUCUGAUCUACCACUAUGACCUCCAGAAGCGGAUUACGAAGCUGGAAAAGGCGCUGAGGAUCGUCAAGCGCGAGCAACAUGAUUUCGGCCACGUCAUGCUGGCCAAACCCGCGCAGCGCAUUGUCGAAGGUAUUCGCAUCGAACGCGACGACUCACCCAGUCGCUCCUCCUCCUCCUCCUCCUCGGUCAAGCCGGACGAUCUUCCGUCCAAGCGCGGCCGCGCAACCAUCUGGAUCGACGAACGAGAGGACGGCAGCGAAUGCAGAGUCGAGAACAUGUGUCUGAGCUGGUAUCGUGAGCAGGGCUGGAAGGGAUACCACUCCGAGGGAGGAAUAGUCCGGACCUUGUUCGGCUACCUCUUUUACGACAUCCUCUUCACCUACAUCCCCAACGUCUUCCAGACGCCCUUCCAGACCUGCCCGCUGGACCUCCACACCGACGCCUUCUACCCGUCCCGCGCCUCGGAGAUCAACCACCGCCUCGUCGAAAUCACCAACGGCGCCGCCGAGCACAUCCUACGCGCCGUGCACGCGCGCGAGGCCGCGAAGCAGACCUGCGCCAUCGGCCUCGACUGGGCCUUCGAGCUGGACGACCUGGUCGAGAUCGUGCGCUGUUUCCGCGGUGAGGCGCUGGCGACUAUCUGCAAGGUCAUGGCGCAGGAGUACCAGCAGCGCGGCGGGGGCAUUCCUGAUCUCUUUCUGUGGAGUUUGGAGAGGAAGGAGGUGAUGUUUGUGGAGGUCAAGUCGGAGAAUGAUCGGCUGAGUGAUACCCAGCGGUUGUGGAUACAUGUUCUUGUUGGGGCGGGUGUGAAGGUCGAGCUUUGUAAUGCGGUUGCGAGGGAGGUCAGGAUGGGGAGUUGA
Messenger RNA from Aspergillus clavatus NRRL 1, 2475 nucleotides. RefSeq names its product fanconi-associated nuclease 1. Lineage: Eukaryota; Fungi; Ascomycota; Eurotiomycetes; Eurotiales; Aspergillaceae. Gene Ontology annotation, biological process: interstrand cross-link repair. The record is from RefSeq and is a predicted model, not a curated record. The transcript is spliced from 3 exons. Gene Ontology annotation, molecular function: 5'-flap endonuclease activity; 5'-3' exonuclease activity; flap-structured DNA binding. Bases 1 to 2475 code for a protein of 824 amino acids. Gene Ontology annotation, cellular component: nucleus.